GGGGACUGUAUUUUGACUGAGAGGAAUUAAUACACUGCUACACAAGAUAUGUAAUGUACUUCGGGGUCUGCCUAACAGAACGCAGUCGCGCAAUUUCAAUCCCGAUCAAUUCCAUUCAACGUCCGAAUCAGCAUCGUUGCUUGAGCUCAUCUCAUCAGCGCCAUCCUCUGGAUCAUCCUCAUCAAUGUCCUCUCCGCUACUCGACGAACCUCCCAUCUCAUUCUCAGCAUCAUGGCCAGGCACGAUGUCAUUGUUGUCGGCCUCAGGAUCCUCGAUCGGAUCCUCGAUCGAAUCCUUCGUGCUUCCCAUCGAACGCGUCAAGACGGCAGGCCUAGGAAUUGCGGGAACCAAUCUGCCCUUCAACAUGGGCUUCAUCCUUGUCUGACGACCACCAGUGGCCUUCAGCUCCUCCUUCUCCCUCUCCCACUCCGCCACCUCAGCCUGAUAUUCUGCCCGGAUCCUCUUGUUCUCGGCUUUGCGGCCCUCUUCGAGAUUCUUCCACUGGGCCAGCACCUCGCCACGUGUCUUUUUUGUUGCCUUACGAGACUCUGUUUGUUGCGCCUUUUCUUCGUUUACGGCCACUGUCUCUGCGCAAUACUGCGUGUAUUCUGUCGAUCAAGUUGACCCCGCACUUGACGGAUGUAUCCGCCAUUCAGAACCUGGGCUGAUUGCAUCUGGAUGACUCUUCUUCGAGAAUAGUACUGGGUACUUGGCAAAGCACGUCCGCAUAACGACUAACACGUUCCUUUUCGGGCGAUAUCAAGACUGUGGGAAGACGAGGAGGGGAGAGGGAUGCGCGGACCGGUGAUGAGGAGGUGACAACAAAUGAGGAUGAUGUCUGCCGCAGUGUCUGCAUGCUAGUUUGAAGGUGUGCUUGGUGGAAUGGGAAGUGUGCCUCGCGAGGAUGUUUCGAGGCUGGGAAGCAGUUGUGACUGCGAGAUGGCGUUCCGGAGUGAGAGCCCGUUGGUGCGCACGACCAUAGAUCUGGAGGAAGUUGUGCUUCCCAAUCUUCUGACGCUUCUCGCGAAUGCCUUGAUACACAUGUGUUGCAUGAGAUGGAUAGCACAGCACAUGAAUCCGACAUCGCCGUGCCAGCCUGAUGAACUCAAGCGUGUGAUGGGAGAUGUGGCCGUCGACGAUGUAGAUGCGUGUUCUUCCGGCCGCUUUUUCCGCAGUCUGUUUGUCAUAGUCCUCAAGCACAUGCACCGCUAGCUCGCUGUCAAUCCAACCCUUGCCUUGGUGACCAAGUCUGCGGGUUCUCCUGGUUCCAGUCAAGGUCGAACUUCUUGCCUUUGAAGAUGACCACGGGACGGAGCGACGUUCCAUCAGCACAGAUGGUGACAACGACUGUCGUGUUUUCUCGGCCACCAUCAGACUUUACCACCGCCAUCACCCGGUUGCACCCCCGCGGGGGUCCUCCUGGGUACCCUCAGACGUAGCUCUGAGGGUACCUAACAGGUACCCCCCUGCGGGGCCCGCGGGGGGGAUUUGGUCCAUUUGGGGGCGGGGGCAUAUGCGGGGGUCAGCAGGGGGGGGUCUGUA
Molecule: messenger RNA, 1542 nt
Organism: Mycena citricolor
Lineage: Eukaryota; Fungi; Basidiomycota; Agaricomycetes; Agaricales; Mycenaceae
Source: the annotation of a GenBank genome assembly